CCUCAAUGUUCCCAUAUGUCCAGUCUAGCUAGCACAGGUGCUCUGCUGUUUGCACAUGUUGUAGUUACUUGUAUCCGAUAAUUCUUAUCUACAUCAAUAUCCGACUUUCUCCUAUUUGAAUCAUAAUAAUUUAUAAUUUCAAAGGAGUCUUGUAUCUUUCCGCUUCAAAUAUACCAUCUCACCUCGACUUAUAAGUCACCUUAACCACUUACACACUUACACAGCUACGCACCUAGGUAUACAUUCAUACCUAAAGCUCGCAUACGUAAAAAUCGGUGAAGACCAGUAGCGCGCUGCCAACCCACCGGCUCUCCCCACCUCGUGUCUGCAGAGUCGUCAGCUGUGAAUUGGAAUACCACAUACCCAAUCCAGAUACUCAAUACCUGCUCUAUCCAAUUGUUCCUCGUAUCGAAAUCCUCGCUCUUAUAAGCCCGCGCGACCGCCUGGUGCGGAAGUUAUCGUCCAACUUGAUGCUCGCGGAAAUCCUUGAUAGAAGAUGCGGUUGACGUCCUGCCGACAUGUCGCGCUCCUUUCGAUAACUGCGACCACACUUGCGCUCGCUGAUUCCAUCGUCAAUCCGCUCGAGUACGGGACCUUCGAAGACUUCUCCCCCGUCCAUAAGAGAGCGAUCGAUUGCCCCGAUAAUUUUUUCAGUUGCGAGGAUCGGGGUCCCGUCUUCGAAGGAACCUGUUGUCAAAAUGGACAGCUGUGUGCCUUAGAUGCCUAUAGUUCAGCGGCAUGUUGCCCUACUACAGCAACGUGUACAGGAGUAGCGCCAACCGGCCCAACGCCCUCUGUGUCCUACGUGAGCAAUACGUACUUCUCGUUUCCAUAUAUACCGACGUCGUUUGCGAAUUCAGUGGCAUGUACAUCAGCUCUCGACCAGUGCUCGAGGAAUUACGCAUCAUGUGUUUCGGGUUUAGGUGGAAGUAGCGCAGCUUAUGGCGUGACCAUCGUGGUCCCGGGAGGCGGUGGGACGACAAUUGCUGCCACGCAAGCUACCGGACUUCCGGCGCCGUCGGCAACAUCUGUUUGCUCAAGCCUAUCAUCUGAGGCUUGUUACAACUUGAAUAGUGCCCAAUGCACGCAAGCCGGCACGACCGGGGGUUUCAUCAUCGGCACCGGAAAUGCCGCCGCACGACCUACCGCUGUUUCUGUAGUUGCCAUCGUCGCCGGCAUUGGAUUGAGUCUCAUUGGAGGUUAUAUAUGAGCGCUUGUCGAACGACUAUCAUAGCGAGAUGAUUUAAAUCUUUAACUGGCCUGCCGAUGUGCUCCGGAUCCCGGGGAUCCAAAUACUGAUCGAAUGACGUCACGAAUUGUUAUGGCCCUUUUCUAAAUGUGUAUAUUUGGCUGGCGUAUCUAGAUAUGUGCCUAUAAUAUGGGAACUGGGGGCUUUGCACAUAGAAACGGAACGGAUGAAGGAACAUUUUCCUUGGACAUUGGGGGGUCGGGAUGGGGAUGGGAUCUCAUUUGCAUAGUGAGUUAUUGAAACGAAUUCUCAACUUGCACCGUGCCAAGCUUCAUCUGCUUAAGUUUCUGCUAUGGAUUACUUGUGAAGAGCACAAUGCGUGUUGUGAGUAUUUCCUAGGCUAGGAGUCUAUUAAUGAACCCGAUGAACAUCUCUUUCAUCAUAAUGCAACAAGAGUAACUCAGCCCGAAGCUUGCUUUAUAUCAAACAAUGCCUUUCUUAAUAACUUAAUUAAACUAGACAACAAGGAUUGUGAAAGAACAUAGCCGAUAGUUUACUCCUUCAAACCUUUAUAGAACAAUCGUCGUUAUACAUUUAUAAGAACUUGUCCUGAAUCUAAUAUAUUCU
This is a messenger RNA of Daldinia loculata, 1816 nucleotides long. RefSeq lists its product as uncharacterized. Lineage: Eukaryota; Fungi; Ascomycota; Sordariomycetes; Xylariales; Hypoxylaceae. The record is from RefSeq and is a predicted model, not a curated record. The transcript has 2 exons. The coding region runs from base 497 to 1210 and encodes 237 amino acids.